Messenger RNA from Diachasmimorpha longicaudata, 1433 nucleotides. RefSeq names its product hsp70-binding protein 1-like. Gene Ontology annotation, molecular function: adenyl-nucleotide exchange factor activity. The record is from RefSeq and is a predicted model, not a curated record. Gene Ontology annotation, cellular component: endoplasmic reticulum. The transcript is spliced from 6 exons. Bases 270 to 1358 code for a protein of 362 amino acids. NCBI's taxonomy places the organism in Eukaryota, Metazoa, Arthropoda, Insecta, Hymenoptera, Braconidae.
UCUCUCUCUUUGUCACCUCCAGCGUUUCUCUGUUAUCAUACACCUCCCCAAACUCUCUGGUUCCUUAGAACAUUUCGCUGCUCACAGCGGUGGUAUAUGCGCAUAACGCCGGAAGUCCCGAAUUUUCCAGAGCCUCGAAAAUACAUAUUGAUUUCGUAAAUCGUGCGCGAAGUGAAAUAGACUCUUUAUAUCAAACGAAUAAAUUUAUUCCCACGUAAUUUAUUUAUCGUCUCAAUUGUUUAUCUUCACGAAGAAACAAGGAAAAUACAAUGAACAGUCAAAAUAAGAAAUCGAUUAGAAAUCCAGAGGACGACGAUGCCAGCAGAACCGGGCCUCUGACCCUUGAGGAAGCAACAAUUACGGGGCCAAUUACUUCAGCGGCGGAUCAAUCGAGAAAACCUGAGAACCUCCAGAGCCUGUUAAAAUUCGCAUUAGAGGCUAUCGACUGUUAUGAUCCCCUUCAGGAAACUUAUUUCGCUCCAAUGGAGGACGAGAGAAAAAAGUUCCUGAACGAAGCAUUGAACUCGCUGACAGUGAGCAUGGUCAAAGAAAUCCAGAAAUCCAUAAGAAUAUUGCGAAAGGUACCAAAACUGAGUCCAGAAGACGAUCCGAGUGAAUACGAAAAUGCCCUCGAGAUGAUAACUGAAAACGUCGACGACAUAGAUAUUGCAAGAGAUUUCUACAAAGUUGGUGGCUUCCGUAUCCUCAAGCCAUGCUUGAAUUCACCUCAUGCCUCCAUCAGGUGGAAAGCUGCUGACCUUAUUGCUGCGUUGUCACAGAACGCACUGUUUUGUCAGAACGAAAUUGUUCAAAUGGACAUCCUGCCUAUUCUACUGAACAUGGUUGACUCGGAUUCCUCAGAUCAGGCGAGGAUCAAGUCACUCUAUGCAGUCUCCUGCACUGUCAGGGGUAGUAAACUUGCUCUACUAGCCAUGAAAGAUAUCGAUGGAUAUUCAACAUUGAUGAAAGCUCUUCAGAGCCCAGUGGAGAAACUAAAAAUUAAAGCAGCAUUUUUACUCUCUUCGCUAUGCAAUGGAGAAGAAGCGGAACCGCUUCGAAUGAAGCUAAUUGAUGAGGGAUUGAUUGAACAGACCAUUGAGUUAUUAUCAGUCCCAGAUGUCUCCCCUGAGGCCAGAGAUCGCCUAUUGGAUGUUCUGAAGAGCCUCACCAACGACACCUAUUUCACUGCCCUCACAAAGUGUAGGAAACCUGAGUUAUGUCUCAGGGAAACCCUGGAGCGGCACCUGGCUGACUUGAGAGCUGAAGGAGCGCGUAAUGAGGCUGAAGCUUGUCAAGAAUUACUUUAUGACAUAUUUCCUGAUCAUUACUUCAAAGAAGAGAUACUUGCAUUUCAAUGAUAUUCUUUUAAUAUUUUAAGAUUAACACCCUGUUUUUUCGUGUAUUUGGAGAAUAAAUAAUUACAUGUAACAAUU